Molecule: messenger RNA, 648 nt
Organism: Hirsutella rhossiliensis
Lineage: Eukaryota; Fungi; Ascomycota; Sordariomycetes; Hypocreales; Ophiocordycipitaceae
Product: u1 zinc finger domain-containing protein
Exons: 5
Coding region: 1-648 (215 amino acids)
Biological process (GO): mRNA 5'-splice site recognition; mRNA splicing, via spliceosome; spliceosomal snRNP assembly
Cellular component (GO): nucleus; U1 snRNP
Molecular function (GO): pre-mRNA 5'-splice site binding; zinc ion binding
Source: RefSeq, a predicted model, not a curated record
AUGCCUAAAUGCGACUACUGCGAUGUCUACCUCACCCACGACUCCAUGAGCGUUCGCAAGGCGCACAACAGCGGCCGCAACCACCUCCGCAACGUCGUUGACUACUACCAGCAAAUCGGCCACGAGAAGGCCCAGUCCGUCAUCGACUCCAUCACCUCGUCCUACGCCGCCGAGGGCCAGGCUCACGCCAAUCCCAUGCUCCCGCAGAACCAGCCGGGCCAUGGCUUCCACGCCCCGCCCCCCUUCCCUGGCUUCCCAGGCGGCGCCCCGCCUCCCUUCCCCGGCAUGCCAGCUGGCGGCCCCCCCGGCCAGUUUCCCGCCGCCAUUCCGCCUAUUCCCGGCGCUGCUGCCGGUCGCGGCAUGCCUCCCAUGCCGCCUUUCCCUCUUGGCCCCCCGGGCCCGAAUGGCAUGCCUCCCGUGCCCCCCAACGGCCUUCCCUUCUCGCCUCCCCCCGGCGGAUUCCCGCCCUUCCCUCCUCCCCCCGGCCCCAACGGUACGCCUGGCCUCCCCGGAGCCCCGCCUCCCAACUUCCCCGGCCUUCCCAACAUGCCGCCCCCCGGACAGGGAUUCCCUCCUCCCGGCAUGGGCGGUCCCCCCGGCGGCUUUCAGCAGGGCAGCCCUUCUGCGCCCGGCCAGGAUCGACGUUAG